UAUCUUGCUGUGGCUGAAACAUUGGAGUGUUGCCGUCUGCAAGGCGGUCACCUUCCUACCGACCUACUGGAUACCCGUUUAGCUUUGCUGCAUAUCAGUAACAAAGACAGAUUACUAUGCAUACAACAGGAAAUGAUCAACGUGUUCAAAACAACGGACCGCAGCACGCUGAAACGAUUUCUAUUUGAGUUCUUGACCCCGAAUGAUUGGCGCAUUUUUCUUCACAUACGUACGACUGUGGGUGGACAAUCCCUUGCAACGAUGCCACCAAGCUUAUCCGAAUGUUUGCACGCAUUUACGCGAAUCUAUCAGAAAACGAACGCAAAAAUACGUCGUCACGGUGAACCCCAUCAACUGUCAGUAGGCGCCAAAGCAUUGAGCAAGCACUGGCACCGAGAUCGAAAUGUUGGUUUUUGGGGGAUAUGCACUGGAACUGAAGCCACUAAAAACGAGCAUGCGAAUGACAUACUGAUCCGCAUUUUGCAGGACGCUGUAUGGAUCAAUCUGCACGCGUUGCCACAUGAAGAAACGGCGUACGAAAUAAGACAAAGGGAUGGCUAUGGUGCGCGGUGGAGCAAAGUGAAGGACGACGAAAAUGGAUGGAUAUUUCGCGGCUUCUUGGAGCCUCAAAUGGAAGAUGGGCAUGCUGUGGGAUGGCUUCACUAAAACCUUGGAAACCAUGUGUCUCCUACCUUCAAGUGCAGCAUCUGACAGGAUAGUGCUUGCAUUAAAAAAACGUGGCUGACCGGAAAAAAAGCGCAAAGGAACAAUGAUUGAUGCUUCCACGUUCUUCUGUUUUUUUCUUACAAAGACACGUGGUUUUUGACAGACAUUCCGUGCGUUGAUUGGAUUGAGACACCUCCACCUAUUUUUAUAUAAAACUUGGAA
Messenger RNA from Radiomyces spectabilis, 888 nucleotides. RefSeq lists its product as uncharacterized. Bases 133 to 666 code for a protein of 177 amino acids. Lineage: Eukaryota; Fungi; Mucoromycota; Mucoromycetes; Mucorales; Radiomycetaceae. The record is from RefSeq and is a predicted model, not a curated record. The transcript has 5 exons.